Molecule: messenger RNA, 834 nt
Organism: Penicillium egyptiacum
Lineage: Eukaryota; Fungi; Ascomycota; Eurotiomycetes; Eurotiales; Aspergillaceae
Source: the annotation of a GenBank genome assembly
AUGGCGACCAAGCAACCCGUCUCGUUCGACGCCAUCAUCCAGGCUGACCGGCAAAAAAAGAAGCAAGAGGAGCUCGCAAACCAACUCCUUGGAAAGAACCGCAGAUCAAGCGCCCCAGGCUCGGGCUCUGGUGCCGGCAAAAAAGCGCAGAACAAAUCACAGAAUGCAAAGCCUGGAAGCUUAGCAAGCAGGAUCGGAGUAACCAAGAACAAGCCCGCACUCGCCACUGACAACAAUCGGACACGCGGCAAACCUGGCAAGAAAGAUCGCGUGAAUGCGGACCAGGUCCGGGCAGCUUUUCAUUCAGAGAAUGGCCAAGGGAAUGUGCGACUAGGAAAUUCUGGCCUCAACGGCCGUGGGAGCAACAUGUCCAUCAAAGGUGCAUCGGGCCCAUUCUUUGUCGUCGGGAGGAACUUUGCGCCUGGGACAACAGCUGCCGACAUUCAGUCUGCUCUUGAGCCCAUUACAGGUCCUAUGCUCAGCUGCCAGAUAGUAGCAAGCCAGCCAAAUGUUGUUGCGGAAUUUGCAUAUGCGGAGAAGACGGCUGCAGAGCUGGUGGUUGCCAACUUCCACAACCAAAGGGCUGAUGGGAGACUACUCACAAUGACUCUUAAAUCGACGAAGACCCCAGCCCACCAAGAUCCCUUCAGUGCACUCCGCGCACAAGCUGAUCAGGAACGACUCCGAGCCCGUCGUGGCCCGGGCCAUCUGAACGACCUCCUAGCCGAGGACCAGGGGAACUCGCAGACUGGCCUAUACAGCGAUGAAAUGAUGGUCGAUGCGCCGGCUCGGAAUACCCCGAAGAACCAGUACCAACGGAAAUGGCGUCGUUGA